AUGUCUUUGACAGAGAAAGACCCUGGGGGUUGCUCGCCGGUGUUAGAGGUUGAAUAUGCAGCAAAUGCACCAGAUAUGACAACUAAACUACCGGAAAACUUGGUUUACGUGGAUAAUGAAGAGCCCCAGCUGCAUAUGUCGACAUAUCUCGCGCUUGCAGCUAUGUUCCUACUAAACCUUGUGCAAGUUUUUGGCCUGAUGGGCCCUCCAGCAGCGCUCUCGUUUAUUGAAGCCGAUUUGAAAAACACGGCGGUCGGUACUUGGGUUCCAAACUCUCUAUCGCUAGUUCAAGCCGUCUUGGCCCCUCUUAUAUCCUCCGCCUCGGAUACAUUUCAAACGCGCAAGGAACUACUAGUUGGACCUGCAGUUAUAGCAUUCGUGGGAGCUGCGAUUGCCCCAGGAUCUACUAGCAUAUACCGACUCAUUGGUGCUCAGAUUUUGAUUGGGUUUGGCUUCGCUACUGUGCCUCUGGCAUACUGUGUCCCAAGCGAGAUUCUUCCUCGAAAAUGGCGGCCUAUGGCCCAAGCGGGAAUGAACGUCGCUGCAGCUUUGGGCGCAUGCUCGGCGCCGCUAAUCAUUGGCGCCCUUACUAAAGCAAAUGCCCACACUGGAUGGCGUAACUUUUAUUGGCUUCAAAUGGGACUUUGGGGGCUGACUGCAAUAUGUUUGUUUUUUGGCUAUAAGCCUCCCAAGCGCCAUACGGACUUCGAUCAUUUAUCACUGACACAGAAGAUCGCACGUCUUGAUUUGCCGGGAUUUAUGCUUCUCACUGCUGGUAUAACGCUGCUUUUGACUGGCUUGAAUCUUGGAGGCGGGUUAUAUGCAUGGGCUUCAGCUCCUGUGCUAUCGACUAUUAUCAUCGGUAUUCUAUGCCUCUUCUCAUUUGGAAUUUACGAGUGGAAGGCUACAACGACUGGAAUUCUCCAUCAUGAAUUGUUCCGUGGAGAUGCAUUUUUGCUAGCUGCCCGGGAACAGCCCUUCUGGAUCUCAGGUGGAAUCGGCACAGUUAUAUAUGGAUACGUGAGCACGAGAUUUCGGUCAAUUCGAGCUCCACUGUUCAUUGGGUUUCUCCUCCUCACAGCGGGCGUUGUCGGGCUUGCUACACUACAACCAAAGGACGAAAUAAGUGCAUUGGCUUUUUCAGGUCUCGCAGGUCUCGGAUUCGGCUCUCCUCUUAUACUUCUCAUUGCUGCUGUGCAGUUAUCAACACCACAUCAUCUGAUCGCAACCGCAACCGCCGCCACGACCUGCUCUCGAGCAAUAGCCGCCACUGUUUUCACUGCUGUUUUUUCCGCUGCAUUUAAUGCCCGGGUUCAAAAGUUUAUUCCUGACUAUGUUUCUCAGGCUGUUCUUGACGCGGGACUGCCAUCUACUUCUGUCGGGGAUUUCGUCAAAGCCAUUGCAGCUGGGGAUGAAUCAGCACUUAGUAGCGUCGCUGGUGUUGACAUUGGCAUUCUCUCAGCGGGGACAAACGCUGCUAAACAGGCUUUUGCGGACAGCUUAAGAGUGGUAUACAUCAUUGCAGCUCCGUUUGGUCUGCUCGCCUGUAUUUGCUGCUUUUUUCUGGGUGAUCUGCGCUUGGCUAUGAACUACGCCGUAGAUGCCCCAUUGGAGACUUUACAACCCAGACACAAUGUCAGUGGUGAACAGGCAGAGAGUGCCUGA
This is a messenger RNA of Penicillium waksmanii, 1665 nucleotides long. RefSeq lists its product as uncharacterized. The transcript has 5 exons. Gene Ontology annotation, biological process: transmembrane transport. Gene Ontology annotation, molecular function: transmembrane transporter activity. The record is from RefSeq and is a predicted model, not a curated record. NCBI's taxonomy places the organism in Eukaryota, Fungi, Ascomycota, Eurotiomycetes, Eurotiales, Aspergillaceae. Bases 1 to 1665 code for a protein of 554 amino acids.